Messenger RNA from Pomacea canaliculata, 1497 nucleotides. RefSeq names its product protein PRQFV-amide-like. The transcript is spliced from 3 exons. The annotation marks the transcript as partial. The record is from RefSeq and is a predicted model, not a curated record. Lineage: Eukaryota; Metazoa; Mollusca; Gastropoda; Architaenioglossa; Ampullariidae.
CGACGCUUCCUGGAACGUCCCCCAGCUGACAAAGAUGACGAGAAGCGGUUUUCUGAAUUCGUGGGCAAGAGACUGUCACGGAAAGUCGACGGUAAACGUGGAGUUACUUAUGAAUUUUUGGGCAAGAGAACACCCUACGAGUUCUUGGGAAAGAGAACACCCUACGAGUUUUUGGGAAAACGAACACCCUAUGAGUUCUUGGGAAAACGAACACCAUACGAGUUCUUGGGAAAAAGAACACCAUACGAGUUCUUAGGUAAAAGAUCACCAUACGAGUUUUUGGGGAAAAGAAUGCCUUAUGAGUUCUUGGGGAAAAGGUCUCCCUAUGAGUUUUUGGGAAAAAGGUUACCCUACGAGUUCUUGGGGAAAAGGUCACCCUAUGAGUUCUUGGGAAAAAGGUCACCCUACGAGUUCUUGGGGAAAAGGUCACCCUACGAAUUUUUAGGAAAACGCGCCCCUUACGAAUUCAUUGCCCCUGUCAAGAAAAGUGUCUACGAUUUUUUCGGAAAACGAGUUCAGCUGCCUUACGAGUUUGUCGGCAAGAGAAUGAUCGAUAACCGAUCGGACGAUGCUUCUAGAGGCCGAAGAUGAAAACUCCGACGAAUUCGUGGAUGAGCCCGGCUGGGAGCAGUCGACUAAGAGAUAUUCAGAAUGGUUAGGUAAACGAGAACAGCUGCAAGGUCAGUCGUUCCCACAGCUGUCCAGCAACAGCCCCAUCUCGGAUCUGCUUCACCGUCAUAUGCAGGGCAACAUCAAUGGUGGGUCCGCAAGCAGACCGGAAACGGAAGCUGACAAUGACACUCUUGCUUCCGGCAAGCGCUAUGCUGAGUUCCUCGGCUAAAUGCCUCCAUUUUGUUUUUAUCUUUUCCCCACCCACUCCCACUCAAAAAGAAAGUUGCGCAGCCAAUGAAAUCUUUCGUCUUGUCCAGGUCUAGAAUCAUGCCACUGAAGCGCCAUUAUUAUUGUAACACAGACAACACAAGAUGGUAGAGAUAUUAUUUAGGAAAACCCUGGCAGCAGAAGUAACACGUUCUAGAGUUAUUCACCUGAGUUGAUUGAACACACCACAAAGGUAACUAACUACACCUAUAGAGUGGCAUCCACCAGGUAGUUGGGGGAGAACAGUUCAAAGUUCAAAACGCGGAUGAAUAUCGCUUGGUUAUAAUUACUCCGUUCUCUGUUGGGGAAGCUGGACCUGUCUGGCAUGAAACUGAUCGGUGUUCUGAUAAUUAAAAAGAAUCUUUCUGAUUUGCAGACGUGUCCUGCAUUUAAAAGUAGUAAGCCUCGCGCAAGAGUCUGUACUCUAUGUUUUGUGAGUUUUCCUCCCAAACCUGAGCAUUUCGGUGUUUGUAGUGUGGACACGCGGACACGUGGGAAGACAGAAAAACAGAGUUGCAGUUUCAUUUUCACUUGAAGCAGACUCGACUGUGCUCUGUGCUUGAUCCUGACUUGUUCACGAAGACGAAUUGGUGGCAUGACAUUAAAUAUGAAAAAACA